AUCGCACCAUCACAUCUCCUCAUUUGCCCGCCACAAAUACCCUUUCGAUUGACACAACCAACACACCUACGCCUCCAAAAACAGCAAUCAAUUGUUAACACCAUGAGUUUGUUCGUCGCCAGCCGAUCUGCCUUCCGGGUCGCCGCGCCCCUCAAGCGGCAGUUCCAGGCCCGCCGCUAUGCCACCGAGCAGCUCUCUACUGACCCCAAAAAAGGCAACAACAUGCUGCUCUACGGCGCCGUUGCUGUCGCCCUUGCCGGCGUAGGCUACUACUUCUCCAGGAGCACUCCGGCCGUCAAGAAGGCCGAGGAGACCGUGAAGGACACCGCGGGCGCCGCAACCGAGAAGCUCACCAGCGGCGAGGCCAAGAAGGCGCUCACGGGCGGCGAUCAGGGCUGGGUCAGCCUCAAGCUCGAGGAGGUCGAGAUGGUCAACCACAACUCGAAGCGCUUCCGCUUCCGCCUGCCCGAGGAUGACAUGGUAUCGGGCCUGCAGAUCGCCAGCGCCAUCCUGACCAAGUUCAAGCCCAACGACCCGGACGCCAAGCCCGUCAUCCGGCCCUACACGCCCAUCAGCGACGAGGACGCCAAGGGCUACAUCGACCUGCUCGUCAAGAAGUACCCCAACGGGCCCAUGAGCACGCACCUGCACGACAUGGUGCCCGGCCAGCGUCUCGACGUCAAGGGCCCAAUUCCCAAGUACCCCUGGCAGCCCAACAAGCACAAGCACAUCGCGCUCAUCGCGGGCGGCACGGGCAUCACGCCCAUGUGGCAGCUGUGCCGGGCCAUCUUUUCCAACCCGGACGACACCACAAAAGUGACGCUCGUCUUCGGCAACGUCAGCGAGGACGACAUCCUCCUCAAGAACGAGCUGGCGACGCUCGAAAAUCACAACCCCCGCCGGUUCCGCGCGUUUUACGUGCUCGACAACCCGCCCAAGGAAUGGACCGGUGGCAAGGGUUACAUCAACAAAGAGCUCCUCAAGACGGUUCUGCCCGAGCCCAAGGAGGACAACAUCAAGGUGUUUGUAUGCGGCCCGCCGGGCAUGAUGGAUUCCAUCUCGGGCAACAAGAAGAGCCCCAAGGACCAGGGCGAGCUCAAGGGAAUUCUGAAGGAGUUGGGGUAUACCGAGGAGCAGGUCUACAAGUUUUGAGUCUUGGGGCUGGGGAACGAGAUCGAUGAUUGGGGUGGAACUGGAUCCAGCCGGCGUUGAUUUUUUGCUGCUCCGUUGCUUGCGUUGAGCAGCAUUGUAGACUAAGAAUCGCUGGCGAAAGGGCCUGUAUCUGUUAUAGAGAUGCUUUCAAUCAAACCACAAGACGAUUCAAAAUCA
Molecule: messenger RNA, 1329 nt
Organism: Parathielavia appendiculata
Lineage: Eukaryota; Fungi; Ascomycota; Sordariomycetes; Sordariales; Chaetomiaceae
Product: ferredoxin reductase-like protein
Exons: 2
Coding region: 103-1152 (349 amino acids)
Biological process (GO): ergosterol biosynthetic process
Molecular function (GO): cytochrome-b5 reductase activity, acting on NAD(P)H
Source: RefSeq, a predicted model, not a curated record